Molecule: messenger RNA, 1644 nt
Organism: Spirometra erinaceieuropaei
Lineage: Eukaryota; Metazoa; Platyhelminthes; Cestoda; Diphyllobothriidea; Diphyllobothriidae
Source: the annotation of a GenBank genome assembly
AUGAAAGAAGCUGAGGGCCAGCUCGCGAGAUGGCAAGAAUUACUACAGGAGUUCGAUUUCACGUGUCAUUAUCGACCAGGUCACCAGCACGCCAACGCAGACGCCCUUUCUCGCCGCCCAAGUGAGGCCGCCACCGCAGACCCAGAAGGGCCAGACGAACAUAUAGCGGCAGUUACAAUCAGCGAACCCACUCGUUACCAUUGGGCAGUUGCACAAAGUACCGACCCGGACACGGCAAUAGUUUAUGACCACCAGCUGCAUGGUCGACACAGACCAACAGAGGCCGAACUCCGCGGCUCCUCAGAGAUCGCCCGCCUCUUGUGCCACCAAUGGGCCAACCUGUUCGUAGAGAAUGAACUGCUUUUCUUUAAAGACGCCACAUCCACCCAGCCGCGGCUAGUUGUCCCGGGUAGUCUCGUCAUACCCGUCCUCACAGACUUGCACCACGAGUUGGGACAUGUAGGAGUGACCAAAACGGAAGCGGCCGCUAGACAGCGUUUCUGGUGGCCCCGCCUCAGAGAGCAGGUCGCCAAUUUCUGUAACGCGUGCGCCACCUGUGCCUCCUUCAAGGGCACCAUCCCACGACAUCGUGCACCCCUACAGCCUAUGAUUACAGGCUUCCCAUUCGAGCGAGUAGGCGUAGACAUAGUCGGCCUGUUGCCUUACACAACAUCCGGCCAUCGGUACAUCUUAGUGUUGGUGGAUUAUUUUACAAAGUGGGCUGAAGCCAUCCCCUUACAGCGACAAGACGCAGCCUCGGUCACCAACGCGCUGCUCAAGGAGUGGGUCUGUCGAUACGGCGCACCCUUUUCACUUCACUCCGAUUGCGGAGCUAACUUCGAAAGCCACCUUCUGCGCGAGGUCUGUGACCUUCUCCUCAUCCACAAGACUCGCACUACACCAGCCCACCCAGAGGGCAACGGCCAGGUGGAGCGCACAAACCGCACCAUCAUCAACAUCCUGAAGGCGUUCGCGGAGGAACACCACCCACACGAUUGGGACGUGAAACUACCCUUCGCCAUGAUGGCCUAUAGAGCUGCCGUUCAUUCUUCCACGGGCUAUGUCCCAUUCUACAUGUUGACCGGCCGCCAAUUCCGGCUACCGACAGACUCGAACGUCCCCACACAACAACCGGCGGCCUAUACGACCGACGACUAUGUGAUAGGGCUACAGGAACUGCUAAGACUCACGCACAACUUGGCACGCACACAGCUCCGCAACGCCUACGACAGACAAAAGAAUUAUUUCGACCGACAGGCACAUGGACUGCCCUACCACAUCGGCGACCUAGUGCUCCGGUAUCGGGCGGUUCCGCCCGUGGGCACUCCAGCCAAAUUCUUCCACCCUUGGGAAGGGCCGUUCGUGGUCGCUGACGUCAUUUCGCCCACCACUUACAUUAUUCGCGACGCCCUCACCCACGCCGGCCCCGCUUUCACCGUGCACUUUGAUAAGUUGAAACCGUACCACGGCAGUCUUCCCGUUGCGUCCCACGAUACCCUACCCAUCCUUCCCCCCCAUUUAGUCCCCUUGCCUACCAACGAAGUGGAAAUUCCCCCUGACCCACACCCCCCACCAGGCCCCGCGGACGGGGCACUGCCUAGAGGGGGGGGCAGUUGUAGCAGGCAGACAGGAACGAUUGUUUGA